This is a messenger RNA of Desarmillaria tabescens, 6247 nucleotides long. RefSeq names its product putative polyketide synthase. Gene Ontology annotation, molecular function: fatty acid synthase activity; 3-oxoacyl-[acyl-carrier-protein] synthase activity; phosphopantetheine binding. The transcript has 13 exons. Gene Ontology annotation, biological process: fatty acid biosynthetic process; secondary metabolite biosynthetic process. The coding region runs from base 71 to 6247 and encodes 2058 amino acids. The record is from RefSeq and is a predicted model, not a curated record. NCBI's taxonomy places the organism in Eukaryota, Fungi, Basidiomycota, Agaricomycetes, Agaricales, Physalacriaceae.
UUUAAAAUCUUCAGCUAAUAUAGAGCUUAUGUCCUCGCUACUAGAACCUUCACCAUUGGGUCCGUAAGACAUGGCCUCCACCACCUUUUGUAUUGACAUUCCUGUCUUUGGUGGUCAAGGCACUGCUGCCGCCAACUCUCCUCAGGCGCGCCAGCAGGCUCUCCUCGAUGCCUCUUCUCCUUCAGGCUCCGUUCUCCUUGCUGCAUGCCAUGCGGCCCUCCAUACCGAAUUGAAGACGCUUUCUUCGACAGAGCUCUCUCAAGUUAACAUCGAUCUGUCAGACUUCCAGACGAAAGAGUCCAUCCUUGCUCUACCCACCGAACGGUAUCUCCAUAAUGCAGUCAUUUCUGGCACAACACUCUUCCUCUUACAGACGCUGCGCUACCUAGCAUACAUUGACGCCUCAGUUGCUUCCAACGGGUCUCUCACCCCGUUCAGCGACGUUUUGAAAUCCAACUCUGUCCAUGGUGUCGGCAUCCUCGGAUUUUCAUCAGGGAUAUUGCCCGCCGCCGUCGUCGCUACCUCGUUUUCCAGUGUCUCUUUCCUCUCUACGGCCGUAGAAGCAUAUCGCCUGGCCAUAUGGAUUGGUGUACGUGCCCAAAUUUUCCGCCGCGCGACACUUUCGGGUCCGUUCCCUGAAGCCAUAUACUCUUCUCCUUGGAGCCUUGUGUUCCUUGGAUUGAGCAAACAAGAUGCAGAGGUGGCGAUCUCAGAUUUUGCAAAGACCGUCGCUGAACCAUCCCCUCUUUAUGUCACAGCAACAAUGGAUGCUAAUUCUGUCACUAUAUCAGGCCGUCCUGAUACACUGUCCGCAUUUUCGGAGUAUGUUACAGCACACUCGUCCGGAGCUAGUAUUGUUGUGCAUAAGACGACGCUCGACACCUUGUACCAUGCGCCACUUCAUGUGGCGGGAGCACGGGAUGAGAUCCUCGCUGACGUUGUUCGGAGGGGCAUUCAAUUCCCGCAAAUCACAGACAUCCAUGUUCCCUUCCGGUCCACAUUCACAGGGGAGGCAUUGAAGAAGGAUAUGACUGGGUCGCUUGUUGAGCUCGUUGUGGACAUGGUCAUUUCGCAACCUGUCAACUGGGACCUAGUGACAUCCGGUGCUCUCAGAGACCUUCCCGAGGAUGCAUCUCUGCGGCUGCUUAACGUCGGGCCUGGAACAGGUCUCUGUCGUGGUCUUGAAAGGGUGUUACGCAAAGAACGCGUAAAACUUCUCGAUCUUACGGCGUUGGACGCGAAGACCCCGCGUCAAUUGAAAGGCAAGCAGGAAGCUAUUGCUAUCGUUGGAAUGGCCGUCAAUAUGCCGGGAGCUCCCAACGUCUCUAAGCUCUGGGAAGUAUUGGAGCAAGGUAUCAACACGAUUAGCGAGGUCCCAGAGAACCGGUUCAAAGUAUCGGACUAUAACGAGGCGAAGAAUCCGAAGCGGCAGAUGAAGGCUCACACCGGUAACUUCAUCGAAGGUGCUGAUGAAUUCGAUAACCGGUUCUUCAAGAUCAGUCCCAGGGAGGCGAAGAGCAUGGAUCCUCAACAGCGGGUCCUGCUUCACACCACUUACGAGGCACUGGAAGAUGCCGGCUAUGUUCCCAAUGCGACUCCUUCAUUCAAGCCGGAUACUUUCGGAUGUUACAUUGGUGUAGCCAACUAUGAUUACUUGCAGAAUCUACGUGACGAUAUUGACGAGUACUAUAGCACUGGCACUUUGAAAGCGUUCUUGAGUGGACGUCUGUCUUAUUCGAUGCAGCUUAGCGGUCCGUCUAUCGUCGUAGAUACCGCAUGCUCAUCAUCCGGUGUCGCUGUAUAUCAAGGAGCGCGUGCGCUCAUGAACGGGGAUUGCAAUGCGGCGAUUGUUGGCGGCGUUAACGUGAUCGCUAGUCCAGACAUGUUCCUGGGACUCGAUCGAGGCCAUUUCCUGAGCCCUACUGGACAAUGCAAAGCAUUUGAUGCAUCCGCCGAUGGGUAUUCCCGAAGUGAAGGUUGCGGGAUAUUCGUCUUGAAGCGUCUGUCCGACGCUAUCGCCGAGAACGACAACAUUUGGGGUGUCAUCCGAGGCAUCGAAGUCAACCAAAGUGGCCUUGCUCAUUCGAUCACUCAUCCUCAUGCUCCCACCCAGAUCACACUCUUCAAACAGCUGCUGGAGAACACGGGCGUCGACGCAAACCGAAUCAAUGUUGUCGAAGCUCACGGAACGGGAACUCAAGCUGGAGAUCCAAAUGAGCUUGAGAGUAUCCGUGGUGUAUUUGCACAGAAGCGCGGCGCGAAGAAUCUACUGCAUAUCACGUCCGUGAAGGCAAACAUUGGACAUCUGGAGGCGGCAUCUGGUGCUGCAGGACUUGCGAAGAUACUUCUCAUGAUGGCGCACCGUACCAUCCCCCGUCUUAUCUCCCUUCAUGAUCUAAAUCCGCGCAUUGCCCCAUUAGAAUCAGAUAACACCAUCAUCGACAGGGUCCAUACUGCUUGGGAGCCUUCUCCCGGCGGUCAGACGAGAUUGGCGCUGUUGAAUAACUUCGGUGCUGCGGGGUCGAACACUGCCACGUUGGUGGAGGAGUUUGCUCGUCCUUCGCCUGUUCAACUUGAACCUAUUCCUCUCGUCUUCGGUCUGUCUGCAAAAACUGACACCGCUCUGGAGAAACUCCGAGCAAAGUAUAUCAGCUGGCUCCAGAGUUCGGAGAGCGCCGACUUCAGACUAGCGGAUAUUGCUUACACGUCCACGAGUCGUCGCCAGCUUUAUGAGCAUCGCACUGCUGUGGCUGCCUCUACGAGGGACGAGCUUAUUGAGAAACUGCAGAAAGCUAAAUCUGUUCAGUCUUCCUCUCAAGAUGGAAAGGUCGUUUUCGUGUUCUCUGGACAAGGCGCUCAGUACGUUGAGAUGGGGCGUGUCCUUUACGAUUCAUCGCCGAUCUUCAAAUCUCACAUUGACGAAUGCCAUUCAUUCCUUACUGCAUCCGGAUUUUGCGGUGUAUUGCCUAUCAUUGCUCCUGGACCCGACGGCACGGGUUUAACGGAGACGGAAGAAUUUGAGGCCUAUCAAACGGCUAUCUUCGCAUUGGAGUAUGCGCUUGCUAAACUGUGGAUGUCAUGGGGCGUGAAACCGACGGCUGUGGUUGGUCACAGUCUCGGGGAAUAUGCAGCGCUCGUCAUUGCCAAUGUCAUAUCGUUGCGGGGUGCUCUUACCAUCAUUGCCCACCGUGUGCGUCUUAUGGUCACGAAAUGUGCGGUCUCGUCAACCAGCAUGAUUGCCGUCAAUCUAGCGCAAUCAUUACUUCAGGAGAUCUUGAAGGCGACCGCUUUCGAUAAACUGAGCAUUGCGUGCUUCAACAGUCCCGUUGAUUGUGUCGUGUCUGGACCAUUGGAGCAGCUUCGUGCAUUGAAGGAGCACUUGGAUGCCGAAGUCCACUGCAAGAACGUUCUUCUUACUGUUCCAUUUGGAUACCAUAGCAUGGCGAUGGCGCCCAUUCUUGACGAUCUCGACGCAGUUGCCCUGAACUAUUUCUCCAGACAUUGUGCCGAGCCGGUCCAAUUCGAUCGUGGAAUUCACGCGUUAAUGGCGCUACCCGAGUGCUCUAAAAUUGACGCGUGGUUGGAAAUUGGUCCCCAUACUACAUGCCUCCCGAUGAUCAAGGCGAUCACAGCACCUCUUGGCGCACCUCUACUUCUUGGUUCGAUCCGAAAGCAGCAGGACCCGUGGUCAACGCUCACGGCGACUCUGGCUCAGCUCUACCAAGCGAAUGUGCCCGUUGCAUGGAGAGAGACGUUCUCUCAUGUACCUGAUGUGUCGUGCAUUAGUCUCCCGUCGUAUCCUUUUGCGUUGUCGAGAUUCUGGGUCACUUUCAAAGAGGAGGCGGCUGUUGAAAAGGUUUCUCGAGUGGAAGUUCAUGCAAAGCGGACUAUGUCCAAUUCUGCCCUUCUGCAUGAAUGGGUCCAGGAGCCGUCUCCGACGAACGGGUUUACGUCCAUCUUUGAGACGCUUAUCAGUCAAUUGGCGAGCUCAAUUACGGGACAUCGGGUUGCAGGGAUAGCUUUGUGUCCUGCUUCCGUGUAUCUGGAACAGUUGUUUGCUGGCAUCGACUUGACUCGUAUUCAUCUGGGUUCUGAGUCUAUUGACAAGCAGGCGAUCCUCCGGGCUAUCAAGUUCAUGCACGGUUUGGUAUAUGACGAGUCCAUCGCACGCGUUGUCGUGACGGUGAUCACUUUGACCGGGGACGCAGGCACUUUCAGCGUCAGCUCGCGAGUAGAAGGUUCGAAUGAGCAGACCUCGCAUGCUCAUGGCGAAUUCCGUCUCCAGUCUGCAGCUGCCACCCUCACCAAAUUCACUCGUGCCCUUCCUACCAUCAACCGCCACAUCGCUGCGGUCACGAAGCCCGGCUCACAGCAGGAAACGUUCUCGACGAGGACAGUGUACGAGGGAUUGUUCCAGCGCGUGGUCGACUAUUCCAAGGAGUAUCAUACCAUGCAGUCCCUCACGAUCGAUGCUAGUCAUAUGGAAGGAUGCGCGCAAGUUCGUCUUCCCCGCGAUCACGAUAAAGGACCAUACGUCGUGCACCCGGUGUUCAUGGAUACUUUACUUCAUGUGGCAGGUUUCGUGGCGAAUAUGCAGGGUGAACGGAAUGACGCGUUUAUCUGCACCGAAGUUGGCUCUGUCAAGGUCAUUCCUGAAUUCAUCGAUACGAACGCGGAAUAUGUCGUGUACUGCAGCAACGUGUGGGUGGAGAACGAGGGUGCGAUUCUUGCAGAGGCGUGGGCGUGCCAAAAGGGAGAACCUUCUCGGGUUGUGGCCUGUAUGAAAGGUAUGCAAUUCCGGCGGCUUAAACUCAACGCGUUUUCGCGCCUCCUUGCGAGAGCUGCAGGAAAGCCUCUUCAAUCGUCCGUGCUCAAACCCUCUCCUAAGCCUGCCGCUCCUGCUGCUGCUCGUCGUCCUACUGUACACCAUCACCGUUCUUCCGAGCCGGAGGGGCCUAAUGUUGAGUCCACUGUCCUCACAAUCGUGGCCGAGACUUGCGACGUCAGCCCUUCCUCCGUUUCCACUACCACAGAUCUCGAAGCCAUUGGUGUCGACUCCCUCAUGUCCAUCGAAAUCUUUGCACGGCUCCAACAAUCCUUCUCAGAGUACAAUCUCUCCGCUCACUCUCUGACGUCUUGCCGAACGACUGGGGAUAUCAUUCGUGAAGUCGCGGCUAACCGACCGGCACAUGCUACGAGUAUCCCGUCGUCUCCGACUAUUCGUGUCGUGACCAGUGCUCCGUCAUUACCAGCGACGCUCCUUUCGGACGAUCAGCUUCCAGAGCCCACCCAGUUAUCCGUCGACGACGAGACCGACAUUAAGGGUGUUCUUGCCACGGUUUUGGACAUCAGUGUCGAUGACAUCAAGGAUGACAUUGACUUUGAGCAACUCGGUUUGGAUUCGCUGACCUCGAUCGAGGCACUUCAUUUGCUGAAGAGCGAGCUGGGGCUAGAUCUUCCAAGCGACUUCUUCACGACCUGCAAUACGGCGGCGAAGAAGUUGGUGGCGAUCUCUGUUGCGUCUCACCUUGUCAAGAGUCUACAACUCGAAUCUCUCCCAUCCUCCAUCCAAACCCAUUCCGGCAACGGCGCUCUUCCUCUUUUCUUGAUCCACGACGGUAGCGGUUUACCGUUAGCUCGGUCCAUCUAUGGGAUUCACAAUCCGCACUUCAUUUCAUCGCAGCCUUGGGAGAAUGUGGUCGAAAUGUCCCAGGCGUACGCCAAGGUCAUCUCUCAAGUUUCCAAGGGACCACUCUUGCUCGGAGGAUGGUCGUUCGGUGGUGUGGCUGCCUAUGAGACCGCUCUUCAACUCCAGAAACAAGGCAUCAUUGUGAAGGGCAUCCUUCUCAUCGACUCUCCCAACCCCAUCAACCACGUCCCUCUUUCGAAAGACCUGAUCGCUGCUGCAGUGCAGUUUGAUUCUCGGAGCAGUGCCUCCGAAGUCAGCCAGCUAAUCAAGAAGCAGUUCGCCAUGAACGCUGCGAUGCUUAAGGAUUACGACCCUUGUGCGACACAGGGCGUAUGUCCUCCUAUUGUUCUGCUCCGAUCCAGUGAAGGCUCCAAUCCCGAGGGAGUUGCUGAUGUUCCGAGAUGGCUUGUUGAUCAGAGCGACGCGAAGAAUGCUACCGUCGGUUGGGAUACGCUGACUCCUUCCCCCGUGGAGGUGUUCAAACCUUUAAGCUAUAAUCUGCUGGGUAUCAAAUCGACUUCGAGGAUGUCUAAGUAUAUCUUAAAUAUAUGCGAAUAG